AUGGCGAGCCCUUACUUCCUGUCCUGCCUCCUCCUCCUGCCGCUGGGCACCUGCCUUCCUCUGCCGGACGGAGAAGAGCCCGCGGACGCCAGGGGUGGCAUCGAAAGCAAGCCAAGCUGCGCCGACCCGGCGGGGGGACGCCGCGCCUGCCUCCCGUGGGGCUCCUCUCCGUGGCGGAGGGCCGCACACCCGCUCUCCCUGCUCGUCACAGCCCAGGAGCCGCCGCCACCACCGGUGGGCAGAGCAUGUGCCAGCCUGAGGCUUCGGUUCGGGAGGCAGGAAGAUGGCAGCGGGGCCGCCGGCUUCCUCCCCGCUGAUGGCAAGACGGCGCGCGGCCAGCUGGGGGCCCUGGCCAGGGAGCUCAGCGGCUACAGCAGGAAGAAGGGCGGCUUCAGCUUCCGCUUCGGCCGGCGGUGAAGGGGCCAGGGCGUCCCGGAAAGGGUUUCUCCCAGGACCCCCGCCCCACCUCCCCCCACCACCUCCAAAACCCCGAGUAGGCGUAGGUAUUAUUACAAUGAAUUAUUAGCCGUAGGAUUGGCUAGGUGGGUGCUUCGUUUUGAUUCCCAACUUUGCUGAAGCAAAAACCUGG
Molecule: messenger RNA, 589 nt
Organism: Phyllostomus discolor (pale spear-nosed bat)
Lineage: Eukaryota; Metazoa; Chordata; Mammalia; Chiroptera; Phyllostomidae
Gene: QRFP
Product: pyroglutamylated RFamide peptide
Exons: 1
Coding region: 1-417 (138 amino acids)
Molecular function (GO): orexigenic neuropeptide QRFP receptor binding
Source: RefSeq, a predicted model, not a curated record